AUGCCGACCUCCACAAGCAUAUCUGGGGAGGACCUCUCGGGGACUUUCAUUAGUGAGACCAAGCCACUAGUUGGCUUCAAUAAAGAAUCAGAAUCACCAAGUUGUUUUAUUGAUGCCAAUGAGUUAGAGUUAGUGGAGAGUAAGUUGUUUGGAUUAUCUUGUCUGGAAGAAGAAUUACAGGCAUAUUUUUCAUAUGAUAAAUACGACAUGGAAGUGUUAGGAGAACUGUAUAGCGGAGCUCUGAAUUCUUAUCCUGCUGGAGAUACAAUGGAACAGCUAUCUGAAAACGAGAUCCUAAAUGAUACAGUUCACAACAGUUCAGCCAGUUUCCUUAGCUUCCCCCAGGAUUGUGAGUUACACAAAGCACUUGGACCAACUUUUGAAAGACAUGCCAAUGAAUAUUUGUGGAACUCGUCUUUCUCAGUGGAUAAGACAUGUAACAGCUCAAGUUUUGUCUCCAAUAGGAUUCUCUCUAAUGGAUUUGAGCCAUCACGGUUUGUGAAAGAAGGUGAUACAGAAUAUCUGUUGGAAGCUGUUGUUACCAAUGCAUGUGGUGAUUUAGAUGAUACUUCUGAUAUAUGUGAUAGUGUCAAGUCAUCUUUAACUUCGUUGGGGCAAUUUGUUUCUUCAUUGCAACCACAAAGCGAAUACGAGGCAAGUGUGUUGAUUGGCGAUGAUUCAGUUUCCCGGAGCCAUUUCACAUCCUCAUGUAUUGCUCUUGAGAGAAAUGAACACUCUCCAAGUUUAACAACUAUCAAGAGUACAAUGGGCACGGUUAUUGACAAAGAAAAGCUGGAAAAAGAUUCCAAGUACAUGAAGCCCAAGAAGGAAUCAAAGCCAUCCCCUGUCAGCAAAAAAAGGGCUAGGCCAGGUGAUAACCAAAGACCAAGACCUAGGGAUAGACAGCUGAUCCAGGACCGGCUCAAGGAACUGCGGGACCUUGUUCCAAAUGGCUUGAAGUGUAGCAUAGAUGGCCUCUUAGAUCGAACCAUAAAGCAUAUGCUGUACUUGAGAAGUGUAACUGACCAGGCUGAGAAGUUGAGACAAUGGGUGUACAACGAGAUGGGUGCCCGCAAGGAUUUAAGAUCAUCUGAAACCUCAGAUAGAAACCAAAAUGGGACAACUUGGGCCUUUGAUUUGGGAAACGAUGUCUUGGUUUGCCCCAUAGUUGUUGAGGAUCUUGCAUACCCAGGACACAUGCUUAUAGAGAUGCUAUGCAACGAGCACUGUCUGUUUCUUGAGAUUGCUCAGGUGAUUCGCAGUUCUCAAUUAACCAUCUUGAAGGGUGUAAUGGAAAGUCGUUCAAACAACACAUGGGCUCAUUUCAUUGUUGAGGCAUCCAAGGGAUUUCACAGGACGGAUAUUUUCUGGCCUCUGAUGCACCUCUUGCAGCGCAAAACAGAUUCCAAGAUUUAACGUCCUAGGGCUGUUCUAAAAAAAAUUUCAAUUCACAAAUAUCUUUGGAUUGCUAAGUUUUAGAGUGAGAAACCUAAUGAACAUCUAUUGUAUUAAUACAGAGUUGUAUUAUGUGUACAAAGUCAGCAAAUUUCCACUGCAA
Molecule: messenger RNA, 1558 nt
Organism: Pistacia vera
Lineage: Eukaryota; Viridiplantae; Streptophyta; Magnoliopsida; Sapindales; Anacardiaceae
Product: transcription factor EMB1444-like
Exons: 5
Coding region: 1-1416 (471 amino acids)
Biological process (GO): regulation of DNA-templated transcription
Molecular function (GO): protein dimerization activity; DNA-binding transcription factor activity
Source: RefSeq, a predicted model, not a curated record